AUGCCUCGAGUAUUCUUUGUUACCGGAAGCUCAGCCGGGCUCGGGGAAGCUCUGGUAAAGGAAAUCCUGGAUAACGGCGACUAUGUCAUUGCAACUGCCCGCAAGCCUGAAGUUUUGAUCUUUGACAAAGCCACAUCCACCAACUUCCUCGCCGUUCAACUCGAUCUGCUAGAUUCCAACAGCGUCUUGACCGCAUACCUCACCGGUGUAGCCAAGUUUGGUCGCAUUGACGUGGUCGUUAACAACGGGGGCUAUGGGUUGAGCGGGCCCUUUGAAGAUCUAACCGAUGAAGACAUCCAACGACAAAUGGACGUCAAUUUCACCGGUGCAGUUGUUUCCACUCGUGCUGCCAUUAAGGUUAUGAGGGAACAGAGUCCUCCAGGAGGCAUCAUUCAGCAAAUCACCAGUAUCGGUGGUCGCAUCGGGAUGCCAUACAUGUGCAUGUACAGUGCCUCCAAGUUUGCGCUCGAGGGAUUCACCGAAGCUGUGUCGCAGGAAAUGGACCCGAAGUGGGGAAUCAAGUUUACUUGUGUUGAACCAGGUGGUUUCAGGACGGACUUCUUCGCCCGAUCGAUGGUAUACACUAAUUCUACAUCUUCGGUGUAUGAUCUGGCCGCUGUUAGUGCUCAGAUCAAGGAAAUCGAGAAAUCCCAACGCGGUGAUCCUCCAAAGGGGGCAAAGGCACUCUAUCAUCUGGCAACCUCGGAGAAUCCUCCCAAAAAGACGGUCUUGGGAAGUGAUGCCUAUGAAUGGUUGAAUCAACAUAUGACGGCUGAGCAUGAAGACCUGCUUCGCAAUGAGUCCCUGGCGCGUAGCACCGAUAUUGAUGAUUAA
Molecule: messenger RNA, 834 nt
Organism: Penicillium coprophilum
Lineage: Eukaryota; Fungi; Ascomycota; Eurotiomycetes; Eurotiales; Aspergillaceae
Product: SDR family oxidoreductase
Exons: 2
Coding region: 1-834 (277 amino acids)
Molecular function (GO): oxidoreductase activity
Source: RefSeq, a predicted model, not a curated record